AUGUCGGGGUCUGCAGAAGUUGGAGCCGUUCCUUUAGGGUCUGUUCUUGUCACUGGUGGCUGUGGAUUCAUCGGCUCCCAUCUUGUUGAUAAGAUCCUGGCUUCCGAGCCCACUUCCCAAGUCCAUGUCAUCGACAUCAACACGACUCGCAAUCGUCUCAACAACCCGCGUGUCACAUACCACACCAUUGAUAUCGCAAAUCUGUUGGAAGUGGAAUCUGCAAUGCGUGCCGCUCGACCACGCACCAUCUUCCAUGUAGCCUGCCCUGACUCAAUGGUCACCCUAGAAGUGUCAAUCUUCCACAAGGUGAACGUCAUUGGUGCCCGGAAUUUGAUCAAGGCAGCUGAGAAAGUUGGUACUGUUCACGCUUUUGUCAAUACUUCCAUAUCCUCGGUCAUUCACGACAACGUUUCUGACCUUAUCGAUGCCGACGAGACCCUUCCCGUGCUUCAGUACCCGGCCCAAAAAAGAGUUUACACUCUCACGAAAGCGGAAGCAGAAGCCGAAAUCCUUGCAGCCAACCGUAAACAUGGCGACUCUUCCAUGCUAACGGUGUCAAUGCGACCUGCUACGGCAUUCGGUGAACGUGACUCGAUUUGUAUGGGGAAAAUCGUCUCAACUUGUCGAGGAGGAAAAGCUAGGUUCCAGAUUGGCCCUGGAAAAAACCAGUAUGACUUUAUAUAUGUUGGAAACCUAGUCGAUGCUCAUCUUUUGGCGGCGUAUGCUCUGGUGCGUGCCUACGGCAAGCCAGCCCCUCCGAAAGACAAACGAGUUGACGGAGAAACUUCCAAUGUCACUAACGACGAGCGCGUAUUGUUUUGGGAGUUUCAUCGUUCGAUUUCUGCUUCUGUAGGCAUUCCUAUCAGCCAACGAGAUAUCAAGAUUGUUCCCAGGUGGUAA
Messenger RNA from Lachnellula hyalina, 900 nucleotides. Its product is annotated as Sterol-4-alpha-carboxylate 3-dehydrogenase,decarboxylating. NCBI's taxonomy places the organism in Eukaryota, Fungi, Ascomycota, Leotiomycetes, Helotiales, Lachnaceae. Gene Ontology annotation, biological process: steroid biosynthetic process. The transcript is spliced from 2 exons. The record is from RefSeq and is a predicted model, not a curated record. Gene Ontology annotation, molecular function: 3-beta-hydroxy-Delta5-steroid dehydrogenase (NAD+) activity. Bases 1 to 900 code for a protein of 299 amino acids.